Lipotes vexillifer (Yangtze River dolphin) is the source of this 567-nucleotide messenger RNA. It is a transcript of the gene MSGN1, whose product is annotated as mesogenin 1. The record is from RefSeq and is a predicted model, not a curated record. The transcript has a single exon. NCBI's taxonomy places the organism in Eukaryota, Metazoa, Chordata, Mammalia, Artiodactyla, Lipotidae. Gene Ontology annotation, cellular component: nucleus. Bases 1 to 567 code for a protein of 188 amino acids. Gene Ontology annotation, biological process: mesoderm formation; regulation of transcription by RNA polymerase II. Gene Ontology annotation, molecular function: protein dimerization activity; DNA-binding transcription factor activity, RNA polymerase II-specific; RNA polymerase II cis-regulatory region sequence-specific DNA binding.
AUGGACAACCUGCGUGAGACCUUCCUCAGCCUCGAAGAUGGCUUGGACUCCUCCGACAGCCCUGGCCUGCUGUCGUCCUGGGACUGGAAAGACAGGGCAGGGCCCUUUGAGCUGACCCAGGCCUCUCCCACCCAGAGCCUCUCUCCGGCCCCAUCGCUGGAGUCCUAUUCUUCUCCUUGUCUGGCUGUGGCUGGGCUGCCCUGUGGGCAUGGAGGUGCCAACAGUGGGGGCGGCGAUGACUGCGGCGGCCUUGGGACUGGCGGCCUGGUGGAGGUGGGCUAUGAUAUGUUAGCUUUCCAGCCUGCCUAUCUGCAGGGCGCUGGUGGCCCCAAACCCCAGAAGGGCACCAAAGUCAGGAUGUCCGUUCAGCGGAGACGGAAGGCCAGCGAGAGGGAGAAGCUCCGGAUGAGGACCUUGGCCGAUGCCCUGCACACCCUCCGGAAUUACCUGCCACCCGUCUACAGCCAAAGGGGCCAGCCGCUCACCAAGAUCCAGACGCUAAAGUACACCAUCAAGUACAUCGGAGAACUCACAGACCUCCUCAACAGCGGGCCCCAGAGCACCUGA